AUGAUGGCUGGCGGGCAUGAGAAUUGGGCACUGAUCAUCGUCGAUGUUCAGGUGCGUGUCCUGCCCGUCCGACUCAGCCCGAAUAUUACUUGAAGACUCCCGACUCGACUGACUUGCAAGAGCUGCCUGCAUGAUUCCCUGCUGCUGCUGCUGCUGCUGCUGCUGCUGCUGCUGUGCACGUGUAUAGAAUGACUUUAUGGAAGGAGGUGCACGUGAGUGAAUCUAGAAUCUUGGCCGCGGUCAUGGAGGCGGUCUGGUCUGACUUUUGCUGGACGAGCUGCCUACAUACCAUCGGCAGUGCAGGUAUCGCAAGCAUCAACCAUUCUCGAUCCCAUCGACGAGCUGUUGAAUGCGCCUCGAAUCAGACUGGUAGCAGCGACGCAAGAUACGCAUCCGCCUGCGCACCUCUCCUUUGCCUCGACGCACUGCAAGCAACCUUUCACAAGGCACAAUGUCCCGCAUCCUUACUUGCCAAAUGAGCACAUUGAGCAGAUGCUCUGGCCUGAUCACUGUGUGCGCGACACAAUGGGCUUCCAAUUUCAUCCUCGCAUCCAGCAAGCUCUGAAGCGACGCGCGGAUGCUCACAUCAUAUCAAAGGUGAGACGGGCCGUGCACACAAGCAGGCAGGCAGGCAGGCAGGCAGGCAGGCAGGCAGGUGAUGGUAUGCGCGCGCGCUGUCCUUGCAACCUCUGCUGAUGUGGACCUCGAUCGCAGGGCACAAACAUCAAAGUGGACGGCUAUUCUGGGUUUGCGUGAGUGGGCAAUCGAGUGCUGUUUUCCCCCUCACGCACACUGCUGCUUCCCCCCUCCCCUUGUUUCCCUCUUCCGCUCCCGUGGCCAGCACUGACAUACACACCCGUCACCCUCACACGCAAGCGACAACGCGUAUCUCUCCUUCACCGAGCUUCCUCGUCUGCUCUUUGAGAAUCGCAUCACACGAGUGGUGGUGGUGGGAUUAGCGACGGACUACUGCGUCAAGGCGACUACGAUAGACGCUGCCAAAUUUGGCCUCAAGCCCGUCGUCGUUAGGCAAGCGACAAGAGGUGUGGAUGAGCAAGAUUGCCAGCAAGCUUUGAGGGAGAUGAGCCAGUACGGCGCAGAGAUCGUCCAUUCGGCGAAAGAUGUCAUCGCACUGAUGCCAUAG
Molecule: messenger RNA, 1144 nt
Organism: Ceraceosorus bombacis
Lineage: Eukaryota; Fungi; Basidiomycota; Exobasidiomycetes; Ceraceosorales; Ceraceosoraceae
Source: the annotation of a GenBank genome assembly